Penaeus vannamei (Pacific white shrimp) is the source of this 1201-nucleotide messenger RNA. RefSeq lists its product as uncharacterized. Gene Ontology annotation, molecular function: toxin activity. Lineage: Eukaryota; Metazoa; Arthropoda; Malacostraca; Decapoda; Penaeidae. The record is from RefSeq and is a predicted model, not a curated record.
UCUCCCUGAGUCAGAUUGAGGUGACGUUGGCGAGCGUCGCCACUCGGGUUCGUCUCCUCCCACUCUCUCGGCUGCCGCCUUUGAAAAACCGGGACAAGAUGAAGACGACCUGGCUGAGCGGGGCAGCCCUCGCCCUCACCCUCUACAUCGCCGUCGCUGUCUUCACCCGUUCGACCUCGGCGUACGUCACCUCCUUCCCUGAGGAGCCAGACAUCGAUGGGACACUCAUCACCGUGGGGAUCGCCGUGGCCAAAUUCCUGGCGGGGCUGGUCCCUUACCCCGGCGUCUCCGCUCUCCUCCUGGCCAUCAUCCACGCCUGGGAGCCUAAGCCAGAGGACAAUUACUGGGACCACGUGAAGGACAACGUGGCCCAGGUGUGCGGGAACUUCGUCAACGAGCAUAAUAUGGACCAGGUGGUUGUGUACAAGAACGACCUGCUGUCUUUGUUGAAGAAAUACGAGCGCGCGGGCGUGGAGAGCGACGGCACGUACCCCGACAAGAACACGGUCGCUGAUGCCAUCACGACGUCCAUCAUUUCUAACCGGUACCUGGUGGAGGCGACCGAGAUGCCGUGGUCGAUGAGCGUCGACUUCGCGGACAUCGCCAGCGUCCAUGCCCUUAUCUUGAAGGACGUAGCAGAAGCCUACAGCGAGCCAGCAGGACCCGUGUCGAGGUGGUGGGUGGACCUGUCCCGCGAACUCGGCCACUACAUCGAGUACGGCACCUACCUCCAGGCGGAGACCAUGACGUGGAGAGACACGCAGAUUGAGUGCUUCUUCGAUGAGGCGAGCGGAGGGUGCCUGGCCUUCGAGUGGAUGGGGAUCGACUGCUACGAUGAAUAUGUGAUCACGGACCACGUCUCAGGCCACCAGGAGAAGUGCAACCAAGUCCACCCCGACAAACCUGAAGAUGGUUCCUGCGCGAGUUUCUGUCCUCUGUACCAGCGCCACGUCGACCAGGAGUCCGCACGGUGGGUCUACCACAACCUGGGGACUGUGGUGGAGGAAUGGGCGGCCCUGAAGAUCCAGGCGGACGAGAUGGCUCAGCAGGCGUCCAGGUAUUACAAUCCUCGAACGAAGGACAACCAAAAUUGAUUUCGAAAUUUUGAAACAUGAAGCUGGCAAAUUUUUCUUUCAAAACACCAGGAUGAAAAAAAAAAUGUUAAUUUGCAAUGAUUUCAAAAUGACACUCGAAGUUGAAA